CGCGGCGGCGGGGCGGGCGGCGUCGGGCCGGGCGCGGUGGAUGGACCUGUUCGGGGACCUGCCCGAGCCCGGCGGCUCGGCCCAGGGGAAGGAGGCCCAGGGGCAGCUUCGGCUCUUCGACGACCUCCCGCCGGCCGGCAGCGCCGACACAGGAAAAGGAAGCUCUUUGCUCUUCGAUGACCUCCCACCGGCCAGCAGCAGCGAUGCAGCCUCCAGCACUCCUGAGCAGGUCUCAGCAGGGAGCCAUGCAAAAGGGGAGAAGAGGAAGUCCUUGGAGGAGGAAGAGAAGAAUGGCAGGGAAGAACUUGUGGAAAAGAAAGUUUGUAAAGGGUCAGUGGGCAUUCUUGGAUUGAAGGGCUACGUGGCAGAGAGGAAAGGUGAAAGAGAAGACAUGCAGGAUGCACACGUCAUCUUAAAUGAUAUCACUGAGGAGUGCCAGCCUCUGCCCUCCCAAGUCACACGUGUCUCAUACUUUGCUGUUUUUGAUGGCCAUGGGGGAGUCCGAGCCUCAAAGUUUGCAGCACAGAAUCUGCACCUCAACCUGAUCAAGAAAUUUCCAAAAGGUGAGGUGGUCAGUGUGGAGAAAACCGUGAAGAGAUGCCUUUUGGACACCUUCAAACAUACAGAUGAAGAGUUUUUAAAGCAGGCAUCCAGUCAAAAGCCUGCAUGGAAGGAUGGCUCCACAGCUACAUGUGUCCUGGCUGUUGACAAUAUUCUCUACAUCGCCAACCUCGGCGACAGCCGGGCUAUUCUGUGUCGUUACAAUGAAGAGAGCCAGAAGCAUGCAGCCUUAAGCCUCAGCAAGGAGCACAACCCCACCCAGUAUGAGGAACGUAUGCGGAUACAGAAAGCAGGGGGAAAUGUCAGGGAUGGAAGAGUGCUGGGAGUCCUGGAGGUUUCCCGCUCCAUUGGGGACGGCCAGUACAAGCGCUGUGGUGUAAUCUCUGUGCCAGAUAUCAAACGCUGCCAGCUCACACACAAUGACAGGUUCAUCCUGAUAGCGUGUGAUGGCCUCUUUAAAGUCUUUACGCCAGAAGAAGCUGUGAACUUCAUUGUGUCCUGCCUGGAGGAUAAGAACAUCCAGAAAAGAGAAGGGAAGCAGGAAGCAGAUGCUAGAUACGAAGCUGCCUGUAACAGACUGGCCAACAAGGCAGUGCAGCGAGGGUCAGCGGACAACGUGACGGUCAUGGUGGUCCGGAUAGAGCACUGAGAGAUGAGGAGCAGCAGCGAGGUCCCCAUCUGAUGUAAAGAUGGGACAAGUUGGUGUGGGUGUGUGCGUGGUGGGGGGAGGGCCCUGCUGCAUGCUCCUCAGUGUAAAUAAAGGUUUUUUCUAAUAGUUUUAGUUCA
Messenger RNA from Phasianus colchicus (ring-necked pheasant), 1347 nucleotides. RefSeq names its product ILK associated serine/threonine phosphatase (gene ILKAP). Gene Ontology annotation, molecular function: protein serine/threonine phosphatase activity; cation binding. Lineage: Eukaryota; Metazoa; Chordata; Aves; Galliformes; Phasianidae. Gene Ontology annotation, biological process: protein dephosphorylation. The record is from RefSeq and is a predicted model, not a curated record.